Messenger RNA from Pteronotus mesoamericanus, 845 nucleotides. It is a transcript of the gene TMEM52, whose product is annotated as transmembrane protein 52. Lineage: Eukaryota; Metazoa; Chordata; Mammalia; Chiroptera; Mormoopidae. Bases 32 to 520 code for a protein of 162 amino acids. The record is from RefSeq and is a predicted model, not a curated record. The transcript is spliced from 5 exons.
GCCGGGCUCGCGCUCCGGGUCCGCGCCCAGCAUGUCCGCGGGGUCGCCGGCCGCCCGUGGGCUCCUGCCGCUGCUGCUGUCGCUCCUGCCGCUGCCGCAGGUGACGCUGGGCUUCUCGGACCGCAGCUGCGACCCCUCGGACCAGUGCCCGCCCCAGGCCCGCUGGAGCAGCCUGUGGCACGUGGGGCUGAUCCUGCUCGCCAUCCUGCUGCUGCUGCUGUGCGGGGUCACGGCCAGCUGUGUCCGGUUCUGCUGCCUCCGGAAGCGGGCGCACGCCCAGACGCACCUGUCGUCAAGGCCCCAGCCUUGCGACCUGACGUUCAUCCCCAUGGACAGCGACAGCCCGGCGCACAGCACUGUGACCUCCUCUACGACCUCGAGCUGCCUCCCUCCUACGAUGAAGCUGUCAAGGUGGCCAAGCCCGGUCAGGAAGAGCCGCGCCCUCAGUAGCCAGCCCCCUUCCCAGGGCCUCAGGUCUGGAGACCCCGCCAAGGCCGAGGAGCCGAGCCUCAGAGCCUGACACCGCCAGCUGUGGCCCCGGUGCCCCUCAGGGGGGACGGGGAAGCGGAAGGUCUCCUGAGCUCCCAAUGGCACCGGCCCCCUCGCGCUCCCAGGAGACCGCAGCCCACCCUCAGCAUCCUUCCCCAGGGAAGGCCAGACGUCCAGCACAUUGCUGCAGCCCUGGCCUCGUUGCCGUGCGACGCCAGGCAGACACACGCGUGAGUGCGCACGGGCUGCUACGUCCAGCCCCGGCCCCGGCCCCGGCCCCACCCCAGCCGGCCCUCUGCCAAAGGAAGCCCCGCAGGCCUAGGCCUCCGCAGCUUUUUGGAGAGAAUAAAGUUUGU